CGAGCUUGUUUUUAGUGAGAGAGAGAGAGAGUCAGGGGGCUUGUUUGUAGAGAGGGAGAGAGCCCCCUUUAUCAGAGAGAGAACUUUGUCGUUCAUGAAAGAAGCGUGCAGCCGUAUAACUUCUCUGUGUACAGUGAUUUCAAUGGGUAUUCUCUGAUUUCAUGACAAUAAAUGGUGUGAUUUCUUCUAUGUAGUGAAAUUCUGACAUGUGUUCGUCUGUUUCUCUCUCUAGUUAGUUCAUGGCUAUGAAUUCUUUCUUUCCAAUGCCCAUUAAUGCAAUGGGAACUGCGGUGUUUCAGAAACCCAUUUCUGCUUCUCCAUAUUCGGCCACAGUUUCAAGAGGAUGCUCUACACCAGUUCAAUCAAGAAAGCAAACCAUGGGUAUAUUUUGUCGGAAGCACAUCAUAUGGUCAACAAGAUGUCAAUUAGGACAUAACGGGAGAAGCAUUGCGAAUACUGCUAUGCAUGGGAAACACUGCCAACAUGAGCGUUGGAAUGCCACUUCAGGACAUGCAUUUGGGUCAGAGCCAGAAAUUAUUCAUUCUAGAAGUGCUUGGGAGUGCAUACAAAAUGUUUAUGAUGUUUUUUACCGCUUUACUCGUCCCCACACUAUGAUGGGCACCGCGAUAGGGAUAAUAUCAGUAUCUCUUCUAGCAGUUGAAAGCAGGUCUGAUUUGUCGCUACCUUUUUUAUCUGGACUCUUGAAGGCUCUAGUGCCUGCCCUUUUCAUGAAUGUUUAUAUUGUGGGGCUAAAUCAACUGUACGAUGUAGAAAUUGACAAGGUUAACAAGCCAAAUCUUCCUCUUGCCUCAGGGGAAUAUUCUGUGGAGAUGAGCAUUUUGAUUAUUGGAGCCUGUGCUUUUAUGAGUUUUGCAAUGGGAUGGAUGGUUGGUUCCUGGCCAUUAUUUUUGGCCCUUUUCAUCAGCUUUCUGCUUGGAACUGCGUAUUCAAUUGAUGUACCAUUUCUGAGAUGGAAGAGAUUUGCUAUGGUUGCGGCCAUGUGUAUCCUGGCAGUGAGAGCAGUCAUUGUGCAGCUUGCAUUUUUUCUUCACAUGCAGACUUUUGUUUUCGGAAGACCGGCAGUUUUUUCGAGGUCUUUAAUAUUUGCAACAGCAUUCAUGAGCUUCUUUUCAGUUGUCAUAGCACUGUUUAAGGAUAUACCUGAUAUUGAUGGGGAUCGGAUAUUUGGCAUUAAAUCCUUCAGUGUACGUCUAGGUCAAAAACGGGUUUUUUGGAUGUGUAUAUAUCUAUUGCUGAUGGCAUAUGGUACUGCCAUAGUGCUAGGAGCCACGUCUUCUUGCACUUGGAGCAAACUUGUGACCGUGUUGGGUCAUGGUGCCCUAGCAUCAACUCUUUGGCAUCGGGCCCAAUCUAUCGAUUUCAACACUAAAGUCUCCAUUGCAUCAUUUUACAUGUUCAUUUGGAAGCUCUUUUAUGCGGAAUACUUGUUAAUCCCACUUGUGAGAUGAUUGUGGAGGAUGCUGGUUGAAAAAUGAAUUCCAACAUUGUUUGUAGUUUUUGUACAUAUAAUAUUGUUUGUAGUUUGUUAAUAUGGAACUCUUUGUGGAGCUUGAAUCAGUAGCUUGGAACAUGGCAUUCUAGGUCAUGUUGGCCCUAGCAUUAUUGAGUUUUGAGUUAGUAGUGUCUAACCAGUAUCUUGAUGCCCAUUAAUGGAGAUUUUUUUUCUGGAGUGUUUUGUAUCA
This is a messenger RNA of Amborella trichopoda, 1703 nucleotides long. Its product is annotated as putative homogentisate phytyltransferase 1, chloroplastic. NCBI's taxonomy places the organism in Eukaryota, Viridiplantae, Streptophyta, Magnoliopsida, Amborellales, Amborellaceae. Gene Ontology annotation, cellular component: membrane. The record is from RefSeq and is a predicted model, not a curated record. Gene Ontology annotation, molecular function: prenyltransferase activity.